CAUCCGGCUGUGGUCGUGUCGUCACUUCCGCCGUGCGGGUGACGUCGUCAAAGCGAGGCUCCGGCACGAGGAGGCGGCUGCGGCAUCACCGCGCGCCGCCAUCAUGGCUAUGCAAGCAGCGAAACGCGCGAAUGUGCGCCUGCCCCCAGAGGUGAACCGCAUCCUCUACGUGCGGAACCUGCCCUACAAGAUCACUGCCGAGGAGAUGUACGACAUCUUCGGCAAGUACGGCGCCAUCCGACAGAUCCGAGUAGGCACGACGCCCGAGUCGCGUGGCACGGCAUACGUGGUGUACGAGGACAUCUUCGACGCCAAGAACGCGUGUGACCACCUCUCUGGGUUCAACGUGUGCAACCGCUACCUCGUGGUGCUGUACUACAACCCCAACCGGGCCUUCCAGAAGCUGGACACGAAGAAGAAGGAGGAGCAGCUCAAGAAUUUGAAAGACAAGUACGGCAUCAGCACCGACAAGAAGUGAGGCGCCAGCCUGCAGGAAUAAGGGAUGGGGGGCGUUCUCCGUGACCAUUCCACCAACAAACGAGAUUGUGUAUGAAGCUUCACGAGUUACGGCCGCUUUUGUGUAUAGAGCGUCAGUAAUGGCUUUAAAUGUAACUGUAAAAUGUGUCUUGUUUUUUUAAUUUGUUUUGCUAAAGAUCUGAUUUUUGCGUAGUUUUUUUGUGAAGAGAAGCUGACGGUCCCCUAUGCGCGGCAGAACGCAAGUGAAAAGAGUUUUUUUAAGCAGUUCUGUACGAAUGAUAACUAUAGAGUUGACCUUGAUGUCGUCUGACAGAUAAAACAUUGACAGCUCUUGCGUGUGCUCCACUCUCGUCAGCUCUAAAUUGUUCCUCCGUAGCAGCAGUGUCCACCGGGAGAUGUCAACUCUUGUCGGUGUCCACCUCGGAUGUAGGGGUUUCUGGGCGUGGGCAGGACGUUGACUGGUUGCUCGUGUAAGCGUGUGUAAACGUGUCGCGCGACGGUCCCUUUUGAAUGGAAACUCCCCGAGUUCACGCGUGGUGUUUCUGAAGACUCCACGUGGCUGGCGAAGGCGUACAACUUAAUGAGGUCAUCCCGCUCAACUUAACGAGGUCAUCCCGCUCAGUGCCGUCGAUGGCUCCAUCCAGGUGGCACGGUAGAUGCGCAGUUGAGAGCUGGGCCUGGGGUACGGAUGCCUGGCGCAACUCUUAGGGUGCAAAGUCUGGUUGUAAGUUAAGACAAUGAAGCGCCAUAUAGUUAGGAGAGAACUUGGGGCUGGUGAGAACCACUCAUAAUUUACAUAAAUUAAUUUGAUAAAUCACUAAAACAUAACUCCCCACAAAUAUUGUAUGAAUAAAGAAUAUAGUCAACAAUAAUAUUCUUCGCUCGGCCACGGACCGCCUGAAGCACAUCACGGUGGCCAUUUUGCAUUGGGUUGUCUUCCUGGCAGCUGAUUGGCUCGUGCAGUGGGAGUGGUGACAUCCCCAGCAAUGGGUCUUACCCGAGUUCAUGUUACCAUCUCACUGACUCAAGGUUUGGAAUCCCUAUUUUUAUGGUGCUGCUAGUAUGUCCACAGUGUUGCGGUGUCGCUAGAAAGCAUUUAAGCGUUGAUCUGUUUCACGCAUUUCUGGUUCUUUCUAUGGUCGCUGCCUGCUGGUCUUGCGACGGAUUUUAAGAGUGUUUUCUGUCCUAAAAACUAGACAUACUUUACCAGGUAAAAUCUGCUGAGCUAUGUAACUGUUUCAGAAGCGACCUGGUCACUAAUGAUAGCUCAACUAUGUGGCUUAUCGUGUGGCAAUGUAUAGCAAAAUACUCCAUACACGUGUUUAUAUUUGUGAAGGGGAAAACCGGAGGACCGAGAGAACAAUCCACGGGGAGAACACGCAAACUAUAACGAUACAGGCGUCGUGGUCGGGUUAAACUCACGACCUUCUGUAUACCAGGUAAGGUGGUUAACAUCUUGCCACAGUACUCGUGCCCUUGACCUGGACGCUCUGCGCUCACUCCGUGCUCACCGGGGAAGUCUUUUAAGUUGUGGACAGUGCAAGUGGCUCCCCCUUUUGAACAGUGCUUACCCUGGCUGAGAUGACAUCGAGAGGUGAAGGCGCAGCCUUGCAACUGCUCAUUCAUGUCACUCCUGGCGGAAGUGUUUCCACUAGAGGGAGCUCCAUGGAGCCCCCUGUACAGAAUAUUUGGCCUACUCUUCCACGUUGGUCAGACGUCUCGGGAGAGCGUGGUGAUGUAAUCUAGCAGUAUUUUUGUGGUUUGAGCAACGGGGAAUUUGAUUUUGGUCAUCGUGAAGAUCUGUACCUGUACCACUCCUUCAAUCAAGACGGAAAGGCAACAAAUCAAUUGUAUAAAUAAAUUCUUUAUUAAACGUGA
Lethenteron reissneri (Far Eastern brook lamprey) is the source of this 2355-nucleotide messenger RNA. RefSeq names its product splicing factor 3b subunit 6 (gene SF3B6). The record is from RefSeq and is a predicted model, not a curated record. Gene Ontology annotation, molecular function: mRNA binding. Lineage: Eukaryota; Metazoa; Chordata; Hyperoartia; Petromyzontiformes; Petromyzontidae. Gene Ontology annotation, cellular component: cytoplasm; nucleus.